AAGAAGCGGCGGCGGCAGCUCCUCUUCGCAGAGGGGGAAAACUCCGAGGGAUAAGAGCAGGAAUAAUGCGGUAGGCAAGGCGGGCUGCUCGCUCCCGGCUCCCGGCUCCGGCAGCAGCAGCGGCAGCCCGAGCAGCGGCAGCAGCAGCGGCAGCACCCCCAGCAGCUGACAGCCCCGCCGGCAGGCUCCCUCGCUGACCGCCGACUGUCAAUGGAGCUGGAAAACAUCGUGGCCAACACGGUCUUGCUGAAAGCCAGGGAAGGGGGUGGAGGAAAGCGCAAGGGGAAAAGCAAGAAGUGGAAGGAAAUCCUGAAGUUUCCUCACAUCAGCCAGUGUGAAGACCUCCGAAGGACCAUAGACAGAGAUUACUGCAGUUUAUGUGACAAGCAGCCAAUUGGGAGGCUGCUUUUCCGGCAGUUCUGCGAAACCAGGCCCGGGCUGGAGUGUUACAUUCAGUUCCUGGACUCAGUGGCAGAAUAUGAAGUUACUCCAGAUGAAAAACUGGGGGAGAAAGGGAAGGAAAUUAUGACCAAGUACCUCACCCCAAAGUCCCCAGUCUUCAUAGCCCAAGUUGGCCAGGACCUGGUCUCCCAGACGGAGGAGAGGCUCCUACAGAGGCCCUGCAAGGAAGUCUUUUCUGCCUGUGCACAGUCUGUCCACGACUACCUGAAGGGCGAACCAUUCCAUGAGUAUCUGGACAGCAUGUAUUUUGAUCGCUUUCUCCAGUGGAAGUGGUUGGAAAGGCAACCGGUGACCAAGAACACUUUCCGGCAGUACCGAGUGCUGGGAAAAGGGGGCUUUGGGGAGGUCUGUGCCUGCCAGGUCCGGGCCACGGGUAAAAUGUAUGCCUGCAAGCGCUUGGAGAAGAAGAGGAUCAAAAAGAGGAAAGGGGAGUCCAUGGCACUCAACGAGAAGCAGAUCCUAGAGAAGGUCAACAGCCAGUUUGUGGUCAACCUGGCCUAUGCCUACGAGACCAAGGACGCGCUGUGCUUGGUUCUGACCAUCAUGAACGGGGGUGACCUGAAGUUCCACAUCUACAACAUGGGCAACCCUGGCUUCGAGGAGGAGCGAGCCUUGUUUUACGCGGCAGAAAUCCUCUGUGGCUUGGAAGACCUCCACCGGGAGGACACCGUGUACAGAGAUUUGAAACCCGAAAAUAUCCUGCUAGAUGAUUAUGGCCACAUUCGGAUUUCAGACCUGGGUCUGGCUGUGAAGAUUCCCGACGGAGACCUGAUCCGCGGCCGGGUGGGCACCGUGGGCUACAUGGCCCCAGAGGUCCUGAACAACCAGAGAUACGGCCUGAGCCCUGACUACUGGGGUCUGGGCUGCCUCAUCUAUGAGAUGAUCGAGGGCCAGUCGCCAUUCCGGGGCCGCAAAGAGAAGGUGAAGCGGGAGGAAGUGGACCGCCGCGUCCUGGAGACGGAGGAGGUGUACUCUUCAAAGUUCUCUGAGGAGGCCAAGUCCAUCUGCAAAAUGCUGCUCACCAAAGAUGCAAAACAGAGACUGGGCUGCCAGGAGGAGGGGGCUGCUGAGGUCAAGAGACACCCCUUCUUCAGGAACAUGAACUUCAAGCGCUUAGAAGCCGGGAUGUUGGACCCUCCCUUCAUUCCAGAUCCCCGUGCCGUCUACUGCAAGGACGUGCUAGACAUCGAGCAGUUCUCCACCGUGAAGGGCGUCAACCUGGACCACACGGACGACGAUUUCUACUCCAAGUUCUCCACGGGCUCCGUGCCCAUCCCGUGGCAGAGUGAGAUGAUAGAAACCGAGUGCUUUAAGGAGCUGAACGUGUUUGGACCUAACGGUACCCUCUCGCCGGACCUGAAUAGGAGUCACCCUCCAGAAUCGCCAAAGAAAGGGCUGCUCCAGAGGAUCUUCAAGCGUCAGCAUCAAAACAAUUCCAAGAGUUCACCCAACCCCAAGACCAGUUUUAACCACCACAUGAAUUCAAACCACGUCAGUUCAAACUCCACGGGAAGCAGCUAGUUAGCACUCUGGCCUUGGAGUCCACGGUGGGACCAGCCCUAGACCCUUGUCCUUAGAAACAGAACUUACGGACAGGGGAGCCCUCCAGGAGCCGGGGACGGAGGCCGCUCACCCCCUCGACGCAGAGCCUCCAGGUUUCUCAAAGAGAUUUCCACUCAGGUCUGUCUCCAGAGGUGGCCCUCAAGCCGAGGUGGAACAUUGCAAUAGAAAUCCAAUUGGAUACGACGACUUGCACGUAUUUUAAUAGCGUCAUACCUAGAACUGAAUUUUGUCUUUAUUAUUUUUAAAGAAAAGUUUUGUAAAUUUCUCUAUUGUCUCAGUUUACAUUUUGUAUAUUUGUAUUUAAAUGAAAGUCAGACUUUGAGGGUGUAUAUUUUCUGUGCAGCCACUGUUAAGCCAUGUGUUUUAAGACAUUUUAGAGUGGGGGGGUGGGGGUGGGGAUUUACAACACAAAAAAUGUGACCCAAGACUUCCAGAGCCUCAAAUGAGAAAAUGUCUUUAUUAAAUGUAGAAAAGGACUCACAUUUCACCUUUAAAGGAUCAGUUGUAUCCAUCUCUGUGACCUUUCCCUCACAUUGAUGUCACCGUGCUUGUGGCUGGUAACAAUCCGAAUUAAGUGCUCGAGACACAAUUGGGACUUCGCCCCCCAGUCAGAAUGUCCUCUGUGGGGUCUCCGGGGUCACCCGGGGCAGAUGUGCACCUUUCCUUCAGAGGCACACGAUGCCAGUGUUGCUUCCGCCUUGGCCUUCUCUUCCUUCUGGAACGUGGCCGGUACGCAGAACUGGGUCUCUUUCUUUCUCAGCAGGUUCUGACUGCUGAAACCGGUAUGCUUGAAGAGGCUUGCCUUUGGGGACUUUUGUUUUAUUCUAUUUUUAAGAGAAGCAUAGCGGUGAUAAGGUGUAGUCAUGGAACCCCAACUAUCCCAAAUCCUCACGGCCCAAGAAGCAUCAGGGAGUGAGGGUCAAUGGAAUCAUCCUGAAUGAGUCCCUGGAGGGGGAGGGAGGCUUGCCCAGGGACUCCUGGCACAUUCCUUAAGCGUUUACGGGACCACAGGGUCUGGAGAGCUUCCCAAGGCCCCACAGAUUCACCGGCCCAGGCGGCAUGGAUGGAGUUCGCUCUCUAAGCAAAUGGGAUGCUCUAGGGGAGGGCCGGGACCCAAAGAGGCUCAAGGCCACUGUCCCUUCCUGGGAGGAGUGGGACAAAGGCAAGAUGUAACGGGGCAUCUCAAAACUUCAGGCACAAAUAGCCCUCAGGAGGACUUGGUGGCUUUGCCAGACCAGGGUCUUCUGAAGGCAGUGUCCAGGCCCUCUGAGCACAGCCGUCCAGCAGCAAGGAGCCACCGGCCCCCUCCUGUUGCCUCCACAAGGUGACAAGAAGCAAAUCCACCCUCGCCUCCCCCCCACCCCACUCCAGAAUAGGGUGAGUGGUUGACAGCCCUGCUCCCCUGCCUGGCUGCGUCUCCGGCGGCUGAGCCAGCCUCCUCCUUCUGACGGCAGCCGCCUGGCAGUCGCCAGGAUGUCGCCCAGUGUGGAGCCUGCACUUCUGUCAUCGGCAUCUCCCAUCAACAUGCAGAUUCCCGGGCUCCACCCCAAGCCUGUGGGAUGGGAUGCUUUAGAAGCAGGGCCCCAGAAUCUGCAUCUAAAGAAGUUCUCCAGAACAUUCUGACGCACCCUCAAGGAAGGGCACGUGAGCCUUGGCUGCAGUGGGGCUUUGGAUGUGACCCAAAACGAUUUCUUUAGGUGACGCGGGCCGUGCGAAGCAUGAGCUUUUAGGGAGGAGACAGUGGCGGGGCACGGCAGCCUCAUGCCCCACGCCCGUGCUCUUGCCCCCAAACUGGAGCACGCCGCUGGAGAGGGGCUGCCUUCGGGACGGGUCAUUUUAGGGCGUGUGACCGAUAAGUGGGAGAGAAGCAACCGGUGGGCUUCCCUCGGGUCCUCUAAUGCGCAGUAUUUUCUUCAAGACCGGCUCUCGCCUCACGAGGCUGCUUCUGUUACUUUCCUGGGCUGCAUACAAGACAAGUACAAACAGCCAUACUCCGUUUCUGCCAAGGAAGUGGAAAGCCCCCUGGCCAGUAUUUUAAGAGCCUCAAGAUCUUGCUGACCCUCCUUUCUUAAUGGAAAGGACAGUCAUCUUCCUGGGACCAUCACCAGCCCGCGCACCCACUCUCCUUCCUUCCUUGUGCCCUGUUCACAGCAACUCAGUGCUUCCCGGUGACCCGUGUAGAGAAGCCAUCUCUUAAUUCCUCAAAGCCCCACACUGGCCAUUUGUAGGACCAGAAUCGUCAAGAAACAAGAGGGAAAACAUCCAUCGCUGUGUGUUUCUGCAUCGUGGGAGCUCAGACAAUACGCACAGGCCUUUGUGGGACUCUUAAAACGACUGGAGUCUUCCUUCUCGUUCGCUGCCUGUCCCCACCCAGUGCCCAUAGGACGUGGGGCCAGAGUCACCCGCCUUCCUGAUCAUCCUGUUCCUACUGCCCAUUGUUUCCUGUGAGAGAAGGGAAGUCCGUUUCAAACAAUGCCUGAAAAUCAGCCCUCCUUUCCACCAAGUCCAACAAGUAGGUCCUGCCCCCCACCCUCUCCCUAGCUUCUACUCCGACUUUUCUGUAGCUGCAUUUUUAAAAGGCAUUUUUAAAUUAAGGAGGGGGAACCCACUUUCGCACCCAUCCACUUAUCUGGGAUGAGGCGUAUUUGGGCAGUGAAUGAAUUUAAUUUUUUUUUUAAACUGCAUUUGAGCUCUGCAUAGAAGGGCCUCUCUUUCUCCAAGCAUGACAUUUUUCUCACUGGACGCUCGCCGACCUCGUGCCUUUGAGGUGAGACGCAGGGCCUCGUAGAAGCAUCUCUGCUUCUACUUUUCCGGAGACAAGCUGCUGCCCCCAGUGGGACGGGGUGGUCUCCGCCAUGAGCACCACCACCAAGUGUCUAUCGAGCCCCCAGGGGGGCUCCCAUAAUAUCGCCCAUAACCACACACACGCCUGACCCCUGCCUUCACAGAGGACGGCACCCUCCCCCGCCCCCCAAACGCACCACUCACUUUCUACUCUUUCUAGGCCGGGAACAUCACUUUUUAAGCCAUGAGGUCUUGAGGUCACUUGCACCGUUGCUAAGUGUUGCCGUGUCUGGAGCAGCCCCAGGCUUAUUUCCUGAAAUGCACUGUUCUUAGAGACUGGGGCUCCGAGGGGCAGGCAGCAGGGAGGCCGGCUGGGUGGAAGAGAGCAGGGUACCUUGGCUUGCACCCUUGACAUGCACCGCUGCAAAGAAUGGUGGUGAGUUCUGGGGACUCGUGUGGAUGCCACCUUGGCCUCGAAGGCACAGCAGCAUGCGGCCGCUUGCCCUUGAGCCUGGCAAGUCCCGACAAUGCUGAGGGCAUGCCCUCUGAGAAGCCAGGCUCUCCACGCCCGCUGUCGAAGCUCCUCAUUCUUCCACACCCCUGUCCUUUCCCGAAAGGUUCAGGGUGUCAGUUUCCCACGGACUCGACUGAGCUACUGACCCAGACCUCAAUUCGGAGGGAACACAGCCGCCUCCUUGCACCUGGCGUCCAGGCCUUGCCAGAGGAAACAGGAGCCUCACAGACAAGCAGAAGCCCACCGAGAUGAAGUGCCACCCGCGUGACAUCAGCUCUCCUCUUGGGCUGCUGUGGACUCCCCCGUCCGUGUGAGCACCUGCGUCCUUCCAAGGGCAACCUCGCCCGGUGUCCCCUGGCCUCAUAACCCCACCCUCUGACACAGGACCUCCUAAACUUUACAGCCUUUGUUCCGAAGAAGGAGUGUGAAACCUCCGUGCAUUUUGAAGGCACAGGGCUGAGACGUGACCAGCAGGGAACUCGCUUUCUGUCACAACGGACCAGUGAAGCCUCGUCCCCGAGGCCCCUUCCCCUUCCCCCGGACCCCACCCCACGGGCUUUCACAACCAACCCGUCCAGCUGUCAAAGCCCAGAGGGGGCGGGUCAGAGCCUGCCCGGGUGCAGGGCAGGGUUCUCGGCUGGUCUUAUGCUGGGGACGGUGGUUAAAACAUUUGGAAACUUAGCUCUCCCCAGGACGGAAAGACGCUUCCUCAAAGAAUCUAGAUUAUCGUUCCCCAGUCCAUCAAGACGUCAUUUUUGUAAUAGAUCAAAAGCAAAUGUUCUCGAUUAGAAGAGCUUAGUGGCUGUUGGUAGCGUUAAAAUAAAUAAUCCUUCUAGCAUCCAAAGGUUUCUAUUUUUUUUUUUCAGGGAAAUUUAAACUUUGAUGGUGAAUGAAAAUAGUUCCCUUUUGGAGGUCAUUCCUGAAGAUAACGGCUUUUGUUCUGUUCUGAAUCUUUGUCCGUUCCGUCUCCUAUGUCACUGUGCUGCUGUAUCUAGAUCAAACCACUGUUGUUUUUUUAAGAGAAAUAAAUUCCUUAAUGAAAA
Molecule: messenger RNA, 6366 nt
Organism: Prionailurus viverrinus (fishing cat)
Lineage: Eukaryota; Metazoa; Chordata; Mammalia; Carnivora; Felidae
Gene: GRK5
Product: G protein-coupled receptor kinase 5
Exons: 16
Coding region: 211-1983 (590 amino acids)
Biological process (GO): protein phosphorylation; signal transduction; regulation of signal transduction
Cellular component (GO): cytoplasm
Molecular function (GO): G protein-coupled receptor kinase activity; ATP binding
Source: RefSeq, a predicted model, not a curated record